Lachnellula hyalina is the source of this 1956-nucleotide messenger RNA. It is a transcript of the gene SSB1, whose product is annotated as Ribosome-associated molecular chaperone SSB1. Gene Ontology annotation, molecular function: misfolded protein binding; ATP binding; ATP hydrolysis activity. Gene Ontology annotation, biological process: cellular response to unfolded protein; vesicle-mediated transport; protein refolding. The transcript has 8 exons. NCBI's taxonomy places the organism in Eukaryota, Fungi, Ascomycota, Leotiomycetes, Helotiales, Lachnaceae. The record is from RefSeq and is a predicted model, not a curated record. Gene Ontology annotation, cellular component: nucleus; plasma membrane; cytoplasm. The annotation marks the transcript as partial.
AAAAUCAACUGCUCGGUCUUCCCCCCGCGAAACUUGACAUCCCUCCUCCUGCUCCUCCUCUCCUUCAAUCAAAACAGACAAUCCCAAAACCUGUACAAUAUGGCAGACGAGGUUUACGACGGUGCGAUCGGUAUUGAUCUUGGCACCACCUACUCCUGCGUUGCCAAUUAUGAGGGAACCAAUGUGGAAAUCAUUGCCAAUGAGCAGGGUAGCUUCACCACUCCCUCCUUCGUUUCCUUCACCGACAAGGAGCGUUUGAUCGGUGAAUCGGCCAAGAACCAGGCUGCUAUGAACCCAAAGAACACCAUCUUCGAUAUCAAGCGAUUGAUCGGCCGAAGAUUCGACGACCCCACAGUCAAGAAGGACAUCGAGUCGUGGCCAUUCAAGGUCAUUGACCAAGAAGGAAGCCCCAUGGUAGAGGUCGAUUACCUUGGUGAGGCCAAGGUCUUCUCGCCUCAAGAGGUGUCUGCUAUGGUUUUGAACAAGAUGAAGGAGAUCGCCGAAGUCAAGUUGGGCAAGAAGGUCUCGAAGGCCGUUAUCACUGUCCCUGCCUACUUCAACGACAACCAGCGUCAAGCUACUAAGGAUGCUGGUGCCAUCUCCGGUCUCAAUGUCCUCCGUAUCAUCAACGAGCCUACCGCCGCCGCUAUCGCCUAUGGUCUCGGUGCCGGAAAGUCCAACAAGGAGCGUAACGUCUUGAUCUAUGAUCUCGGUGGUGGAACUUUCGAUGUGUCUCUUUUGAACAUUCAGGGUGGUGUCUUCACCGUCAAGGCUACUGCUGGUGACACCCAUUUGGGAGGUCAAGAUUUCGAUACCAACCUUCUUGAUCACUUCAAGAAGGAGUUCCAGCGCAAGACCAAGAAGGAUCUGUCUGGCGACCCACGUGCGCUUAGACGUCUUCGAACUGCUUGCGAGCGUGCGAAGAGAACUCUCUCCAACGGUGCUCAAACCACUGUUGAGAUCGACUCCCUCUUCGAUGGAGAGGAUUUCAAUGCCCAAAUUACCCGUGCUAGAUUUGAGGAUCUUAACUCCAAGGCUUUCAACGGCACAUUGGACCCGGUUGCUCAGGUUUUGAAGGAUGCCAACAUUGACAAGAGCAAGGUUGAUGAGAUUGUUCUUGUUGGUGGAUCUACCCGUAUCCCACGGAUACAAAAGCUUCUGAGUGAUUUCUUUGAUGGCAAGAAGCUUGAGAAGAGCAUCAACCCUGAUGAGGCUGUUGCAUAUGGUGCUGCUGUUCAAGCCGGUAUCCUCUCAGGAAAGGCUACCUCUGCCGAUACCGCUGAUCUCCUGCUUUUGGAUGUCGUUCCUCUUUCCCUCGGUGUUGCCAUGGAGGGUAAUAUCUUCGCGCCUGUCGUUCCCCGUAAGAGGAAAUACUGUGCCUACUAUCAAGAAAAGGCACCUAACAUCAUCAUCAGAACUUUCACCACCGUUGCCGACAACCAGCAGACUGUUCAGUUCCCCGUUUUCCAGGGUGAGCGCGUGAACUGCGAGGACAACACCUCUCUCGGAGAGUUCACUCUUGCACCUAUACCACCAAUGCGCGCCGGAGAUGCGGUGCUCGAGGUUGUUUUCGAGGUUGAUGUCAACGGUAUCCUUAAGGUCACUGCUACUGAGAAGACCUCAGGACGCAGUGCCAACAUUACCAUCUCCAACUCUGUCGGUAAGCUCUCUUCCGGCGAGAUCGAGAGCAUGAUCAACGAUGCGGAGAAGUUCAAGAACAGCGAUGAGGCUUUCAGCAAGAAGUUUGAGUCUAGACAACAGCUUGAGGCCUACAUCUCAAGAGUUGAGGAGAUCGUUUCCGACCCCACCAUGUCCCUCAAACUCAAGCGUGGAACUAAGGACAAGAUUGAGUCCGCACUCAGUGAUGCCAUGGGUCAACUCGAGAUUGAGGAUUCGACCUCAGAUGACCUGAAGAAGAAGGAGCUUGCAUUAAAGCGCGUCGUGACAAAAGCGUAA